Molecule: messenger RNA, 3691 nt
Organism: Chelmon rostratus (copperband butterflyfish)
Lineage: Eukaryota; Metazoa; Chordata; Actinopteri; Chaetodontiformes; Chaetodontidae
Product: oocyte zinc finger protein XlCOF28-like
Exons: 6
Coding region: 771-2840 (689 amino acids)
Cellular component (GO): nucleus
Source: RefSeq, a predicted model, not a curated record
UUAUCAUCAGAUCCAAACGCUUCUUUAACUUAACUCAUGAGUUAGACUGCAUUCCCUUGACAAAGUGUUUGAACAAACUGAGCAUGAAAAUGAGAGACAAGUAGAAAUAUUGCCAAGUCGUUUCAAUAAAUUUCAGCCGAGCGACUACUUUUUACCUGAGGGAAAAAUCUAUGCUGAGGUUGGUCAAAAUGUCUAUUGUCUGUUGUUAAGCGUUAGCUAGCUAAGUUAGCAGGUGUGACACGAGCGAAGGUAACAGUCGCAACGGAAUUUACGUAUUAUUUUCACGUUGGACUCGAUGGUGACUCUAUCGUAAGUCUUAUUAUUGUUGUUUAGCGGCUGUAGCUUUUGGGCGCUAAUGGUUAGCUAAUAACUAAGAUCAGCACAGCUUCUAAACGCCAUGUCAGUGGCUAGCUAGCUAAUAGUUUUCUGAAAGGCAGAGGUGGUCGUUGACCAAAGCGCUGGUCACCGCAGCCGCGUCACGACUGAGACAUCUCAUCCAGAGGUCAGAUACUGGUGUCUGUGCUGCAGGGCGCGUUUACUCCGGAUCAAAAGGAUAUUAUGACACCAUAGAUACCAACAGGUUAGUCAAUUAGGCUGCUGCCUAACUGAAAUUACAAUUAAUGUGAGACUUCAAUGGAUGGAGCAAAAAUGAGUCUCAGCAAGCUAAUGCUACUGAGCUAACUGGGCUACUCAGUGAAGAUGCACCAUUAGAGGUGUCCCCGAGUGCUUCCCUUGACAUUCAAACCAUCUGAAGGUUUUAUAUUUGAGAGAUGGGCUCUGAGGACUUUGGACCAGCUGUGAUUCUUGCCGAGGAAGAUCAGCAAGAAAUUGGAGGCCUGAUCAACUCUGAUGGAGAAGAAGUGGAUUUCUCUGAUCUCAGAGACAGUGCCAUCCCUGGGAUUGUACCUGUAGAGGCUCCCUCCAAGACAUUCGAUCAAAGCGAGAAUGAAAAACCGCCGUCUCUUCACAGCUGCUCAGUGUGUGGGAAAGACUUCCCUUACGCCUCUAAACUUCAGCGCCACUUGCGUACUCACUCAGGAGAGAGGCCUUUCCCCUGCUCGAUGUGUGAGAAGAGAUUUCCAGAAAAGGGGCUGCUCAUGAUCCAUGAAAGGGUCCAUACUGGGGAAAAACCAUUCCCAUGCACUUUCUGUGAGAAAAGAUUUGCUAGCCAGGGGGAGCUCAGACUGCACCGGCGGACGCACACUGGCGAGAGGCCGUAUCACUGCUCCAUUUGUUUGAAGAGCUUUUCCCGACACUGGCAUCUGAAAACGCACUUGGAGGCGAUGCACUCUGAGGUUGUCGCAGGCUUUACGAGGAAGAAGUUUCCAUGUUCAGACUGUGACAAGAGCUGUAACUCAGCAGCUGAGCUUAGAGAUCAUCAGAGGACUCAUACUGGAGAGAGGCCCUAUCAGUGCUCUUUCUGUGACAAAAGGUUUGCCUUGUCUGGUACGCUUGUGAGACACGAGCGUCUCCACACCGGCAUCACGCCCUACCACUGCUCCGACUGUGGGAAGACAUUUGCACAGCAGUGGACUCUGACGACUCACAUGCGGACUCACACAGGAGAGAAACCGUACAGCUGCACACAGUGCGAUAAGUCUUUUGUGGCUCCAGGGGAGCUGCGACGGCACACCAGGAUUCACACGGGGGAAAAGCCGUACACCUGCACGGACUGUGGGAGGCACUUCUCACUGGCAGGAACUCUCAGAAACCACAAAAGGUCCUGCACACAGAACAAGAAUUUAUCAGUUACAGGUGUCAACUCGGACCCAGUUCAAGCUGCUGAAUCAUCCCAGCAAGACCUGGUCAACAACGUCAGAUCUAAGGUAUCUGACAGUCAGAGUUUGCCGAGUGCAGUUGAGCCUCAUUCCUCAGAGGGUAUCAACUGUAACAAAGCAGCUCAGUGUGAAAAUAACCUGAGAGACCCAGAAGGCCGAGUGGAGGACGUUGCUUCCAGUCCACAUAUGAAUGUAAUAGUGAAAGAGGAGGAAGAGGAGGAACCUUUGUGUGCAGAAGAAGCUCCUGACCAGGUGCUUGUUAGUGAAGAUUGUACCUCGCCAGAGGAAACUGAAAAGCAGCAGCAGGAAAGCAGCACGGAAAUUAGGAUUACAGUAAAAGAGGAAGAAGAGGAACUUGUCAACAUGUCUGAAGAGGAUCCUGAUCAUGUCGCUGACAGUGAAAAAGACAGUCCUCCAGCCUCACCAGUGCAGGAACAGUUAAAUGACAAUCUGACAAAAAGCUCUUAUUGCUGUGGGCUCUGUGGAAGAGACUGUCACAAGAUGUCUGCUCUUCAGAUUCACAUGCGAAUUCACUCGGGGGAGAAACCCUACCAGUGCACUCUCUGUGGGAAGCAGUUCACCCAGAAAGGUCAACUCAAAGGUCACCAGAAAGUCCACACAGGAGAGAAACCUUUCGCCUGUCCGGACUGCGGGAAGAGCUUCGCCCACUCGGGGGCCAUGAACAGACACCGGCUCACGCACACAGGAGAGAGGCCCUACCACUGUUCUUUGUGCGACAGGAGCUUCAACCAGUCCGGCCGCUUGAGGGAACAUGAGAAAAUCCACUUCGGGGAGAAGUUUGACUGUCCAGAAUGUGACAAGAGUUUUACACGAGCUUCAAGCCUCAAGAACCAUUUCAGGCUUCACACGGGAGAGAGGCCGUAUGGCUGCGACAUCUGCGGGAGAGGCUUCAGCCGCUCACAAAGCCUGAGGCUGCACAGACGGAAACAUGAGCAGAUUCAGACUGAGGAGGAGUCUGCGUUCAGCACGAAGAAUGACGAUUUAUCACAGAGUGACGAUAACUCUCCUAUUAAUAUGUGUAUAGCAGACAAAAAUGACUGAUAAUGUAUUUAUAUAAACCAUAGAGAUAUGUACCAGUAGUAGUAUUACAACACAAGAUUUUAGGAAGUGAAACAUGAACGAAGAGGGAAAAUAAGGGACUACCUCUGUGAAUAGACCAUCAUUAUACCUUUACAUGGUCGUUCACAUAAAAAAAGCUACAAUAUUUAACACCCAGAGCGGUGCAGACAAAUUAAUAAGAAGACAUGUCAGGUGAUGUUCAGCAACUAACAAGUUUCAGACAAAAUGACCAAACAGAUAUUUCCUUCAAACGCAACUUUCAGAAAGUCUUGGAAACUGCUUAGAUGAUAAAUUUUAGAGGUCAUAUUUAUUCACGUUUAUCACUCUUAUGUUAGUUGCAUUGAAAUAUCGCACUCACAUUAGUAUUUAUGGUAGUAAAAAUGACUCAUUUAAGACCUGUGAUUUCACUUCUCCAUGCAGUAUUUGUCAUUCAGACUAAUCGUGUUUGUGGAAAUUGGAUUGAAGAAUAAAUAUGUUUUUGUAUCAGUUGUUAUGAUGGCCAAUGAGCAGUCUUGGAAUCAGGUGAAACUGGAAUUCAUUCUUUGGGCACGAGCUACUGAAAUGACUGAAUAAUUUUGCCAGUAAUGAAGCAGUGCAAUCACAUUCAUCAGGUUUUUUGCCAAACCAUUUUGCCUUAGUCGUGGUUAGUUUUUUAUCUGUUUUGUACAGCAGUUAUUGAACAACCAAAACAUGAAUCAGGCUCACCUGGUUUAGGCAACUCUUAAAGGCCAAGUAACCGUUGUGAAUAAAGGUAACAUCCUCUAAGGCUGUGAUAAAAUAGGCAAUAAUUUUGAAGCCAUGUAGAUGGUAAAUUUUGCCUCUGUCUAAUUGUA